Pseudovirgaria hyperparasitica is the source of this 417-nucleotide messenger RNA. Its product is annotated as Prefoldin, subunit 4. Gene Ontology annotation, biological process: protein folding. The transcript has 4 exons. The record is from RefSeq and is a predicted model, not a curated record. Gene Ontology annotation, cellular component: cytoplasm; prefoldin complex. The coding region runs from base 1 to 417 and encodes 138 amino acids. Lineage: Eukaryota; Fungi; Ascomycota; Dothideomycetes; Acrospermales; Acrospermaceae.
AUGAAUCUAAAUCGUCGCAUGCUCACCAGGGAAGAUGAGGCAGCGACUGGCGGUGAAGAAAUGGAAGUGCGUCGUGAAGAUCAAGACAAGAUCAACAAGUUCAGCAGACUACAUCAACGCGAGGCAAAGCUCGAAGAAGAGCUAGCGGCGAAGAGGAAAGACAAGGAAGAUCUUGAAGAAGUGUCGACUGAACUGGAGCUUGUAGACGAAGACGAGAAAGUCCCAUACAAGAUUGGAGACUGCUUUGUAUCGAUUCCUCAGCCAGAGGUGCUAGAGCUUUUGUCGGCAUCGACUGAGGAAAUCGACAAAGAAGUGACGAGUCUAGAGGAGAAGCUAGAGACGACGCGAGAGGAAAUGCAGGAGUUGAAGGUUGCGCUGUACGCGAGGUUUGGACGGAGCAUCAAUCUGGAGACGUAA